AUGGGGGACGAGCAGUGGAUUCACUCGGAGCUGUACUCGAGAGACCAGCAGGCUGAAAUGUAUGGGCUCAUGGACACGCUCUUCAUGGGCUUCUAUGCGCUUGGGCUGUACAUCAGUGGCAUUCUAGGAGACAAGCAUGACCUACGACGCAUGAUCGCUGGCGGCAUGUGGGCCACUGCGGCUAUAGUAUUGCUAUUCGGACUGGGAGCAUUGGCGGAUAUCCACGCGCUGAGCUUUUAUGCGGUACUGUGGGGUCUCAACGGCCUCGUCCAGUCCAGCGGCUGGCCAGCCAACGUCGCUGUGAUGGGCAGGUGGUUCGACCAGAAAGAGCGCGGCGCUGUGCUCGGCGUCUGGAGCGGCAAUGCCUGUCUGGGCAACAUUGUGGGCACAGCUCUCGUGGCGCUUAUGUUUGCACUCGUGGACGAGACGGUGGCGUGGAAACUCGCUCUCGUUGUGGCUGCUGGUCUCGUGGCGUUCCACGGCCUCAUCAUCCACUUUUUCCUGUAUCCGGACCCAAAGGAUGUGCCGUAUCGCCAUGAAAGUCUUGAGGAGGCCCAGCCAGAAGGCAUUGGCUUCUUCAAGGCCUGGCGCAUUCCUGGAGUCUUGCCGUACGCCUUGUCGUAUGCUUGUCUCAAGUCAGUCAACUACGCGCUGUUCUUCUGGCUUCCGUUCUAUCUCACGGUGUCGCUUCACAUGGACAACUCCCAGGCUGGAUCGUUCUCGAUGUUGUACGACGCGGGGCAGAUUUUCGGAGGGUUUGUGGGUGGAAUUGUGUCGGAUAGAAUGGGCGUGCGGUCUCCUGUGGUCGUCACGAUGCUGCUCUUGUCCUGGUACGAAACCAUCACCUUGUACUUCAUGGACGGAGCUUCAUACGAUGCGACCGCGCUGUUGUUGCUGUCUUCUGGGUUCAUGCUCGGUGGCCCAGCUAACUUGAUCAGUACCGCUAUUUCCGCGGAUCUAGGCACCCACGAGAGCAUCCGAGGUGACGCAGAGGCACUUUCCACUGUCACGGGCAUCAUCGAUGGCACGGGAAGUAUCGGUGCGGCUUUGGUGCAAUACCUUGUGGGAUACUUGGCAAACUGCCAGUACGAACCGAAAGGCUGCGAUCCCAAGAGCCCUCGCUGUGUGCAGGUCUGCUCGUGGGGCCCAGUUUUCGUGCUGUUGGAGGUAGGUACGGUUCUGUCGUGCGUGUGCCUAGCGCAACUCCUCUAUCACGAACUGCUGCUCAUUCGUAGCCGACGUCGCUACUGCGCCCGCGAAAGCUAA
Messenger RNA from Phytophthora infestans T30-4, 1266 nucleotides. RefSeq names its product sugar phosphate exchanger, putative. The record is from RefSeq and is a predicted model, not a curated record. Gene Ontology annotation, biological process: transmembrane transport. Lineage: Eukaryota; Oomycota; Peronosporomycetes; Peronosporales; Peronosporaceae. The transcript is spliced from 6 exons. Gene Ontology annotation, molecular function: transmembrane transporter activity. The coding region runs from base 1 to 1266 and encodes 421 amino acids. Gene Ontology annotation, cellular component: endoplasmic reticulum membrane.